UUGGCUGCGGUGAAUCCAAUCAGCAAGCAGCGCGCGCACGGGUCCUGGGCGCGGAAGGCUCGUCUACGUUAGGCUGAGACGGCUUGCAGGCUGGGACUCCGUAGUGUUUUUCUUAAAAGGCUAAGAAAAUCACAAGACACAUGUCAGUGAGUCAGGAAGAUCUAGAUCCAGAUAGUACUACAGAUAUAGAAGAUGUUACAGAUACUAAAGAAGAACUUAUUAAAAAAUGUGAAGAAAUGUGGAAAGAUAUGGAAGAAUGUCAGAAUAAAUUAUCGCUUGUUGGAACAGAGACACUCACUGAUUCAAAUGCUCAGCUGUCAUUAUUAAUUAUGCAAGUGAAAUGUUUAACUGCUGAACUCAGUCAAUGGCAGAAAGAAACUCCUGAAAUAAUCCCACUGAAUGAAGAAGUUCUGGUAACAUUAGGAAAGGAAGAGUUCCAAAAACUGAGACAUGAUCUUGAAUUGGUACUAUCUACUAUUCAGUCAAAGAAUGAAAAGUUAAAGGAAGACUUGGAAAGGGAGCAACAAUGGUUGGAUGAACAGCAACAGGUAUUGGAAUCUCUUACUGUACUACACAGUGAAUUAAAACAUCAAAUUGUGACAGUUUCUGAAUCGAGAAUCUUUAAUGAGCUGAAAACUAAACUGCAUGAUACAAAAGAAUAUAAGGAGAAACUAUUGAUUACCUUGAGUGAGUUUCUAGAAGACCACUUCCCUCUGCCUGAUAGAAAUGUUAAAAAGAAAAAGAAAAAUAUUCAAGAAUCAACUGCACAGCUGAUAACACUGCAUGAAAUAUUAGAGAUUCUUUUAAAUAAAUUAUUUGAUGCUCCACAUGAUCCAUAUGUCAAAGUUAGUGAUUCUUUUUGGCCACCUUACGUUGAGCUGCUCCUGCGUAAUGGAAUUGCCUUGAGACAUCCAGAAGAUCCAACCCGGAUAAGAUUAGAAGCUUUCCAUCAGUAACAAGAUGGUCUCUUUUUUCACACAGUACUUAAAGAAUUUUGGAUUAUGAAUCAAGAAUAAUGGAAACACUGAGGAUUACUUGACUAAAGAACACUGUUUGCAAAUUAAAGCACAUAGUCCUUCUUUUAUUCUUAAAAUGACACAUGCUGCCGUCUAUUAUUUAAAAAUGGGCCUUUCAUAUUUCAGUCAGUACUUUGGUGUUUUAAACUGUAUGGACGAGGAUGCAAGUAAAAAUAUUCUAGACUUAAUCAUUCUAAAACAUUUAGUGUACCUUACUUUUGCAAUGCUUUUGGGGAAAUUCUUUGUUAAUUUAUGAUAUUGCUAAUGUAGUAUUUUUUCUUUUAAACUUCAUGACAGUUUCUUUUAUGCAUUUUUGAGUUCUAUUUAGUACUUACCUUCUUUAACUUUAGGAAUUAAAAUGGAAAGUCCACUUAAUUUGCAGAUGGUUUUAAAAUUGACUUAGUAUCUGAUGUAGAAGGAAGCAUAAUUUAAAAGUAUUUAGUAAAUCUGUUCCAUGUAUACUGUCUUAUUUUUAUAUUUGUUAAAAAUUGAAAUAUUAAAAAAAAGUAUUGGAUAGAGGUAGAAACCUAUAUUUUAAUGUGAAUCACAUAACAAGUGAUACAUAU
Messenger RNA from Rhinolophus ferrumequinum (greater horseshoe bat), 1582 nucleotides. It is a transcript of the gene CENPK, whose product is annotated as centromere protein K. NCBI's taxonomy places the organism in Eukaryota, Metazoa, Chordata, Mammalia, Chiroptera, Rhinolophidae. The record is from RefSeq and is a predicted model, not a curated record. The coding region runs from base 141 to 956 and encodes 271 amino acids. Gene Ontology annotation, cellular component: nucleus. The transcript has 10 exons. Gene Ontology annotation, biological process: mitotic sister chromatid segregation; kinetochore assembly.